Messenger RNA from Arabidopsis arenosa, 1460 nucleotides. Lineage: Eukaryota; Viridiplantae; Streptophyta; Magnoliopsida; Brassicales; Brassicaceae. The record is from the annotation of a GenBank genome assembly.
AUCUCCAUCUCUUGAAAACCAAAAUUGUAUAACAAAAAUCUUGCUUCUUAUGGGCCAAAAUAUUAGGCCCAAAUGGUCAGAUAAGCCUAUUGGUAUGUUAACGAGCCGAAAAUAAGAAGAAGGUCGUCGUUACUUCUAAGGUUUUGUCGCCGGCGACGUACUUCGACAGAGAUGGCACUGUCUUCGUCUACUUCCCAAAUUCCGUUAUUCAAACACCAAUUCUUCGGAACGUCUCAAAAUCUGAGAACACUUAAUUUACCGACGACGGAAAUUCCCAGAUGUCGUUUGAUUUCGUCAUUUCAUACGGCGCGAAGCAAAUCCUGUUCUUCUCCUCUCCGGACCAUUAGCUGCGUCGCCGGAGACGAUGGAACCAGAGAAGCAUCUUCUCUUCCUACUUCGAUCUCUUCGGUUUUCGUGAAGGGGUUUUCGGAUUCAGUGAGUGAAGGGCGUUUGAAGAAAGUCUUCUCCGAGUUUGGACAAGUUACCAAUGUAAAAAUCAUCGUAAAAGAAAGGACUCGGCAGUCUCUAGGAUACGGAUAUGUCUGGUUCAACAGAAAAGAGGACGCACAGUUGGCCGUCGAUGCCAUGAACGGAAAGUUCUUUGAUGGCAGGUUCAUUCUUGUUAAAUUUGGUCAGCCUGGAUUGUCCCGUCGCCGGAGACCACAUGCCGUUUUCUUCGCGGCGUCAAUUGCGUUUCUUGACCUGUGUUGUGGUUCACGAUCGAGGAAAUGUCGUAACCCUAAGUGUAAAGGGUUGAAGAAAGCUAUGGAGUUUGAUUUGCAGUUACAGACAGAGGAAUGUGUUAAAUCCGGUACGGUUAAGGAGAUUGAUCGGUUACCGUGGAAAGGAGGUAGUGAGAGUAAUCCUGAUUAUGAGUGUUUGAGAGCUGAGCUGAGGAAGAUGGCUCCGGUUAAUGGUCGAGCUGUUUUGAUUUUCCGAUCAAAAUGUGGUUGCCCUAUUGCUAAGCUUGAAGGUUGGGGACCUAAGAGAGGUCGGCGUCAUAAAAAGUAAGUGUCUUUCGAACUCAUAAUGUUGUAGUUUGUUUGGUGUGUGAAAAGUUAAGUCUUGAAUGAGUUGUGAAUUUAGGCCACACUGGUUCUGUUAAUCCAAUUCCUGCAACGUUUCUAUUGCCAUUGAUAAGUUUGAGAUCAGUUUGUAGUGAACAUAUAUGUUUAUGUAAUCCUCACUGGCUAAGUGGCUAUGGAUUUUAAGACAAGUCUUUAGGCUUUGAUACUCGUUUCUUAUCGAUAAUGGUGAUUUCGGCUUUGUUAUUCCUCGUGGUAGGUUGGCUUAUUCCAGUUGUAAUGAUGAAUGACAUUGUCAAUUUGUGGAUAGAUGAGUAGUUUUGUGGUUGUUUUAGCAGAUUGAAUCUUGUUUUUGAGAGAUGAAAGAGACAGUUGAACAUGGAAUCUAUUUGUUUAAAGUAAUGUUUGUAUGGUAGCCUCUAUCACCAUAACGUU